AUGCCAGUACUACCAAGUCAAGAGAUUGCCACCAGAUUCAAGGAGAAAUGGAUGAAGCUUCACCCAGAAGACCAAGACAAUGUGAAUGGUGCAGUGCACCUUGAUGACAGUCUCACCAGCCUCCAAUGGCUCCAGGACUUCACCAUAGUCAGUGUGAGUCUAGAAAGCCUACCGGGCUCCACUUGCCAGCCGUACCAGCUGCCUCAGCCCAGCCACCUGCACCCUCAGGGCUCCGACUCCCCCUCCAGUCCACCUGCUGGGGACACUGCAGCCUCCGGCAUGCCUCAGAGUGCAGGCAGCCCCAUCACCUCCAGUGCCUCAGCCAACAGGACUAGUUACUACUCCCUUCACCCGACAGUGACCAACAACCACCACCAGAUCACUGUGCCAGCCAAGUCCCUGGAGGAGGUAGACUUCAAGACCAACCACGAGGUGAAGCCUCCCUACUCCUACGCCACACUGAUCUGCAUGGCCAUGCAGGCCGGCAAGAAGAACAAGAUCACACUGUCUGCUAUCUAUAACUGGAUCACAGAGAACUUCUGCUACUACAGACAUGCUGAGACCAGCUGGCAGAACUCUAUCCGUCAUAACCUGUCACUCAACAAGUGCUUCAUGAAGGUUCCCAGGCAGAAGAACGAACCAGGAAAAGGGGGAUUCUGGCAGAUUGACCCUCAGUACGCAGACAUGUUUGUCAAUGGAGUCUUCAAGCGCAGGCGGAUGCCAGACAUCCAUUUCAACACCCAGAGACACAGCAAAACCCAAAGAUCAUCCCGUAACCGAAAAACCCAGGAGUACCACCAGAAUUUCCCCCAGGCCCACUACACAGUGUCCCACAGAGGGGCAGGUGCUGGGAACAGAUGCAAACUUGGUGGCACAAAGUGGGAGACAGUCCAUAAGUCACCACUGUUGACACCGGAUCUCGUGGAACCAGAGGCACUGAAGGGUGAACUAGACUGGGCCAUGGUGUUUGACGAUGUUCUGAAUGGGAGCAGCGAUAACUUUGAGGAUCUAGACAUUAACCUAGCUCUGAACUCCCUGGGCUGUAAGGUGGAGCUCUCCCAGCAGGAUCAAGGCCGGGGCUGGCACCUGGAGAAGUGGUGCAGCGGAGGGGCUGACCGGGACCACCAGCAGGCCUGCAGGUACAUGGAGGUGACCACCAUGGGCUGCUACAGCAUGGAGGAGAUCCAGCAGCACCUCAACCUCAGCACCUCAAGGCUGCAGCAGCCGCUCCCUUUGGCGGUACACCCACAGCACUUUGAGGAGCUGACACUGUUCCCUGAUGAGCAGCAGAGGCACCCCUGGGAGGAGCUGAAAGAGGAGGUGCAGGCAGUGCCUAUCACCCUGGACCAUAGUCUCAGCUUCUGUGAAGGCUUCUUCACUGAGAUGCAGCCAUGGGGGACAGCAGAGUCUUAUAUGUGA
Messenger RNA from Salvelinus namaycush (lake trout), 1419 nucleotides. Its product is annotated as forkhead box protein J1-B-like. The record is from RefSeq and is a predicted model, not a curated record. Gene Ontology annotation, biological process: regulation of DNA-templated transcription. The coding region runs from base 1 to 1419 and encodes 472 amino acids. Lineage: Eukaryota; Metazoa; Chordata; Actinopteri; Salmoniformes; Salmonidae. The transcript has 2 exons. Gene Ontology annotation, molecular function: DNA-binding transcription factor activity; sequence-specific DNA binding.